CUCCCAAGGGCCCCUCUGCAGUCCAGUUCCCGCAUGGCAACUCUACUCCUCUCUGCCCAAAUCUUCCUGCUUCUCCUAACCCCGGGAUGGGCAUCAGAAAUCCAGAAGAUUUACAUCAUCCAGGGGGACUCCGCCGAGCUGGCCUGCCCCCCGCCGGACCUGCUGGAAGGAGACGAGCAGCUGUCCUGGUUCCACAACCUCCUCUCUAACCGCACCACACGGACGGUGGUCCAGGUGCCCGUGGCCGGGGGGUCCCCGGUGAUGGGCGAGGGCAUGGGCACCAGGCUGAGGCUGCAGAGGAACCACUCGCUCAGGCUGGACGGGGUCCGGGAAGGAGACGCCGGACGAUAUUGGUGUUCCGUGAGGGGCCCGGCCUGGGACUAUCAGAACUGGAAGAUGUACGAGGUCACCGUGCUGAGAGGCACCCAACUGACGGCCCACACCGGGGCCGGGGCCCCCUGCUCCAUCCUCAUCUGCUCGGUGGCCUCGGCUCUGCCCCCGGACCCCAUACUGUGGCACGAAGGGUCCGGCCGGGUCAAGGGCCGGACCCAGGUCUUCAACCAGGCCAACGCCACCCUGCUGCUCCUCUGCCCCCGGGAGGUGCCCGGAGAAGGCCGAUCCAAGAAGCCGAGGAACAUCCGAUGCGUUCUGAAUAAGGACAAGGGGAUCAACUUCAUCCUGCCAGACAACGAGGGAAGGAGAAUCCAUCCCACCGCCUACCCUUCUUCCCUUCCAUCCUCCCUUCCAGCCACUUCUGGAGUCUCCAGUUUCACCCACUGUGACUCUACCAGGGGUUGGGAUAUCACCCGGAUCCUGCUGCUGUUGUGUGUGUUGAGCCAAGUCCUGGCCAUCCUGGUCCUGGGCUUUAUGGUCUGGAAGCGCAGAGACCGGGCGGCCCAGCAGGGAGGCACCUCAACUUCUGAAUUCAAACCCGAGAUUCAGGUCUAUGAAAACAUCCAUUCCUCUAUGGCCUGCCCCUCAGCUGCCAAGGCCAUGUGACCUCCCUGAUGAGAUCAGCAGGGACGGAAGGACUCCGGUUUCCUGGCAAAGCCAGGUGCAGUUCCUGUGACACCAUCAGGAGCCCAGCUUCACUGAUGUUGCCUCCCCUCCGGUCUCCUAGCAACAGUGUGUAUGUGUGUGUAGAGGCGGGGAAUGGUCCAUUCACUGAUGUCAUCAGCGAUUUCACCCCUCAUCUCUUAGCAAUGUGUGGUGGCCCAUCCAAGCUAGUGCCACUGUGAUGAUUGUGAGGGUCCCAAAGCAAUGUCCGCUUCUCCCUGACACCACUCCAAGUGGUAAACACACACACACAAACACACCCCACACAGCCUUCCCCCCACUUCAGUGAAAAGAGCCUGGGUCUAGGAAUCACAGGCCCUGAGUUUUAGUUCUGGCCCCACCACUUGUCUGCUGUGUGACUUCGGGCAAGCCACCUCACUUCUCUGGGCCUCAAUCA
This is a messenger RNA of Ornithorhynchus anatinus (platypus), 1453 nucleotides long. Its product is annotated as lymphocyte antigen 6 complex locus protein G6f. The transcript is spliced from 6 exons. The coding region runs from base 34 to 999 and encodes 321 amino acids. The record is from RefSeq and is a predicted model, not a curated record. Lineage: Eukaryota; Metazoa; Chordata; Mammalia; Monotremata; Ornithorhynchidae.